Molecule: messenger RNA, 1636 nt
Organism: Tilletiaria anomala UBC 951
Lineage: Eukaryota; Fungi; Basidiomycota; Exobasidiomycetes; Georgefischeriales; Tilletiariaceae
Product: FAS1 domain-containing protein
Exons: 3
Coding region: 407-1531 (374 amino acids)
Biological process (GO): macroautophagy
Cellular component (GO): fungal-type vacuole membrane
Source: RefSeq, a predicted model, not a curated record
CCCCAUUCCGACCGUCAUGCUUCCAGCUUCCAUCGCACACAAGACUGGUUGAGCAGGAAGAGCACUGCCCAAGCCGCCAGUGUGCUAUCUACCAAGCUGACAUGCUGACGACAGUGACGUAAGGUCAGCAUGCCCCCGUCCUACGCCCUUGAGGUCGAUAAUCUGAGCACUGACCCUGAUCAUCGGAACGUGGAGUUUCUCACGAGAAUAUGAUGUGCAAUGGCAUACCUUGACUCAAAGAUCGUGGAUGGGCGGUACAGGUGACAUGGCUUUACCUUAUAAGACUUACCAACAGCCCAACUUCUCUUCAUCGGACUUCGUUUCCUCCUCAUAACCCCUCGAGCUUCCAUUCGUACCCAUUUUGCAUCUCCGCUGUAGUCGUGCUCACACCGUCUAGCUGUCCAAGAUGAAGUACACCAUCCCCAUCGCGCUCGCCUUCGUGUCUGCGACCCUUUCGUACGCGCAGAACAGCGCUUCGUACGCACAAGGACUGCUCCAGGCACUGCAAAGUGCCAACUUGACAAUGCUUGCGUCUGCCGCUGGGAACUCUUCGGAUCUGGUCGCCGCGCUGCAGAGCGGAGGCAACAAAACGGUGCUGGCACCGACGAACGAUGCGUUCGCCGCGCUCGGCGCGACACCCUCGGAGGAUUUGCUGCACGCCAUCAUCACCUAUCACGUCAUCAAUAGCACGGUGUCCGUCGCCGAUGUCAGCGCGGCCGGCAAUAAUGUGUCGUCGACGCUCUUGAAGGACGACGACUUCGUCUCGCUGCCCAACGACCGCGCGCAGGUCGUCGUGCUCAGCAAAGAUGCCGGGAACGGGACCGUGCUGAUCAAGGAAGCGAGCCGUAACGUCACAUUUAACCUUACAAGCGAUGGCCCCACGUACGACAACCUGCUUGUGCAGCCAAUCAAUACUGUCCUCUCGAUUCCUGGAAAUCUGAGCACUGUCGCGUCCAGCCUCGGCUACUCGUCCUUCGCUGAUGCAGCGAGCGGCGCGCAGCUCAUCCAGACGCUCUCCGACGCCGAAACCGGCCUGACGAUCUUUGUGCCGAACAACGACGCGUUCCAGGCUGCGAAGUCUGAGAUGGCUAGCGCCGACCGGAGCGCCGUACAAAACAUCUUGCGCAACCACGUCAUUAACGGCACCGUCGCGUACUCUACCCUCCUCACCGGUCCGAAUGCAGUUGCAUCCGUCGUAUCUGCCAGCGGCAACAGCCUCACCUUUGGCGCCGGCAGCAACGGAGGACUGACGGUGACGAGCGGCAAUGUGACCGCGAACAUCAUCCGCACGGACGUCCUACUGUCCAACGGCGUGAUCCAUGUCAUCGACAGUGUCCUCGCAACCACGACGACCAACCCGGAGGCGGCGGCCAGCGCAUUCCACAGCGCCACUUCAGCUGCUGCCGCGAGGCCUAGCGCUGGCAUCUCGGGAUCCUCGGCAGGCAGCAACGGCGCCGUCGGUGGCGCAGUCGGAAGCGUCGCGCUCGUCGCUGCAGCCGCGGUAGCCGGUGCGCUGGCGCUCAUGUCCUGAGCGAAUUGUUACGGUGCAGACCGUGCGGGCACGGACGAACGCGGCACGCAGCGAACAGCUCCGCUCUUACUAUGUUAAAGUAGAGGAGGAAGGGCUCAGUUAUGC